Labrus bergylta (ballan wrasse) is the source of this 1341-nucleotide messenger RNA. Lineage: Eukaryota; Metazoa; Chordata; Actinopteri; Labriformes; Labridae. The record is from RefSeq and is a predicted model, not a curated record.
UUGGCCAAUCAGGAGUCCACAUCCUGAAUCACCUCACUGUAACUGUGUGGCUCGAAAACAGGACUGCUAGUUAGCUUAAACGCUGACAGAAAGCUAAAAACAAAACCGUUUUUUAUUUGUUAUUUAGAACAGUUUGUCGUCCUGAACUUCAGCCAGACUACCAGCUCACACAGCAGCCGCAGACUGUACCAUGGUGGGUGUCAAAGUGAUCGGGAGCGACCCGGAUUUCCAGCCGGAGCUAGCGGCCGCCGGCUCCAGGCUCGCCGUGGUGAAGUUCACAAUGGCUGGGUGUCGGCCCUGUGUCAGAAUUUCUCCGGCUUUCAACAUGUUGAGCACCAAGUACCCACAGGUCGUCUUCCUUGAAGUAGAUGUUCAUGUCUGUCAAGCGACAGCAGCAGCUAACAACAUCUCAGCCACACCGACGUUCUUGUUCUUCAGGAACAGAGUGAGGGUGGAUCAGUAUCAGGGGGCAGACGCGUCGGGUCUGGAGGAGAAGAUUAAACAACACACAGAGAACGACCCGGGAAACAGUGAGGACUCCGACAUUCCAAAGGGAUAUAUGGACCUCAUGCCUUUCGUCAACAAAGCCGGCUGCGAGUGCCUCAACGAGAGCGACGACUGCGGCUUCGAUAACUGCUUAAUCAAAGACUCCACCUACCUGGAGUCUGACUGCGAUGAACAGUUGCUGAUAACCAUGGCCUUUAAUCAGCCAGUGAAGCUCUUCUCUAUGAAGCUGCUGUCCUCAGACUUUGCCCAAGCCCCUAAGGUGGUGAAGGUGUUCAUAAAUCUCCCCCGGUCGAUGGGUUUUGAUGACGCUGAGAGGAGUGAAGCCACCCAGGCCCUGGAGCUUUCAGAGGAAGACUACAAAGAGGACUGUUUGAUCCCUCUGCGCUACGUCAAGUUUCAGAACGUUCAGAGUGUUACGGUAAGAAGUAGAUUUGUAACAGCUGAAACUCUGCCAUGGUUAACAAAUAUAACAGACUGUGGGUUCAAUUAAACCUAAAAAAUAUCAAAAACGGAGCACACUCAAAACGAUUACAAAAAGACUACAAAGAAAACAAAAAAGUCAACACACUAAUUGUCCUUUUAAAGUUUUCAUCUGGAUAGAGCAGCAGCGUACAGGUCAACAACGGACGUACAGAUUGUCAGACAGCGAACAGAUCAACAACAAGGCGAACGUCGAUGAAGGUCUUGUGAUGAAACACGUCCGUUGUCGCUGCUAUUCGACCAAGAUAAUACAUACAAGGACAUUUAAUGUGCUGAUUUUUCUGUUGUCUUUCAUUUAAAUGUACACCUCAUUUCCAAUCUUAAAUGUUCAAGUCAUGCAGCAGUUCAAGAUGU